GACCGUUGGUAGGUGAUUCAUGCGUGUAUUAUUGGGCCGUUGCAACCUUAUUUUAGGCUCCGUCGCCAACUGAGGCCCACUUCCACUAAGAAAUGAAAAGUGAAGCGCAAAGCUCCACUCACACACACAAGGCUCUUCACCCGCAGCUGCUCCAUCGUACCAAAUUCGGAGAGGAGAGAAAAUCGACAUGGGAAGCAGAUUGGGAAGGAGGGUAGUCCACUUCGCGAACCUACCCAUCAAGCUUUUGAUGCCCAACAAUUUCGCCAACAUCACAGAAAUCGCUCUCAAAACUAUCCCAUCGGCCUCCAAGAUCGAAAUCAAGCUCGUCAUGGAGUCCCUCUACGGCUUCCAGGUCGACAAGGUCCACACCCUAAACAUGGAGGGCAAGAAGAAGAAGCGCAGCGGUCUUCUCAUCGCAAAACCCGACUACAAGAAGGCCUACGUCACCCUCAAGGGCCCCCUCUCCCUCUCCCAGGACCUCUAUCCCAUCGGAAUCGUCCAGCAGGACCGCAAGCAGCAGGCGGCCAACCAGUCCAAGUCUGCCGUUGUCGAAGAGGGCGAGACCGAGAAGCAUUGGCUUUACGGGAACAAGGAACGGCAGCAGCAGCCGCAGAGCGCUCGCAGGGGUAAGAGCAGCGAUAAGGGUUCGGCUGUUUUCGGCGAGGGCGCCGCCAAGUUUCCCUGGAGCAACAUGAGGUUUCGCUAGGCAGGUUUGAAGAGAUUUUAGGGUUUUUAUUUGGAGAUUUCAAAUUUGUGAUAUUUUAGGGUUUGAUGAAUUAUAUGGCCAUUUAGUGGCUAUUUUGCUAGUGAACCUCUCUUUGCUAGGACUGCAGCAUUUGGCAUUCGAUUAAAGGAGCAUUUCGGUGUUAUGUUUAUUGUUAAUCUUGUCUUAUGAUGCAUUGCGCA
Molecule: messenger RNA, 906 nt
Organism: Malus domestica (apple)
Lineage: Eukaryota; Viridiplantae; Streptophyta; Magnoliopsida; Rosales; Rosaceae
Biological process (GO): mitochondrial translation
Cellular component (GO): mitochondrial large ribosomal subunit; ribosome
Molecular function (GO): structural constituent of ribosome
Source: RefSeq, a predicted model, not a curated record